AUCUUGAAAUAUUGCUGUCUUCACCUCCUCCUUCGGAAAAGUCUCUCUCUCUCUCUCCAAACAUUGUCUUUCUCUCUCUAGAUUCUCUCCCUCUGUUCCUCUCUCUCUCUCUCUCUCUCUUUCUCUCUCUGUAUCUGUAUAUAUUUAUAUAUAGAUACAGAUUUCUUCUGGGUUCCGUGAAUGGCGCCGAGAUUGAGGGACCUCCAGCUGACGGCGGCUGGUGGAGGAGGACGACGGAAACAGGCGGCGAUCGACGAGGAAUCCGGCGACCUCGAGGACGUGAGGCUUCUCGAUGACUACGAAGAUGGGAAUUCUGCUAAAUUGGAGGGUUUCGAGGAAGGUACGAAGCGAAUUCAAGUCGCGGUCACCGGGAUGACUUGUGCGGCUUGUUCGAAUUCCGUCGAAGGAGCUCUCAGAAGCGUCAAUGGCGUGCUUCGAGCUUCGGUGGCUCUGCUUCAGAACAAGGCCGAUGUGGUUUUUGAUCCUAAUUUGGUCAAGGAAGAAGACAUCAAGAUUGCAAUAGAAGAUGCAGGGUUUGAGGCAGAAGUUAUUCCUGAACCCAGUAUAUCUCGAACAAAACCUCAUGGAACCCUGGUGGGGCAGUUCACUAUAGGAGGUAUGACAUGUGCAGCUUGUGUGAAUUCUGUUGAAGGCAUCUUAAGAGAUCUUCCUGGUGUUAAAAGGGCAGUAGUUGCCUUGGCCACUUCAUUGGGGGAAGUUGAGUAUGAUCCUACUGUAAUAAGUAAGGAUGAUAUAGUCAAUGCAAUAGAAGAUGCUGGUUUUGAAGGUGCACUUGUUCAGAGCAGUGAGCAGGAUAAAAUCAUACUAGGGGUUGCUGGAAUAUCCAAUGAGCUUGAUGCACAUACUUUAGACAGCAUACUUUGCAACUUGAAAGGAGUGAGGCAGUUUCGUUUUGAGAGGGUAUCAAAAGAACUAGAAGUUCUCUUUGAUCCUGAAGUAAUUGGUACUAGAUCCUUAGUUGAUGCAAUUGAGAGUGGAAGCAUUGGAAAGUUUAAAUUACAUGUCAAGAACCCUUAUACAAGAAUGACUUCUAAAGAUAUAGAAGAAUUAACAAAAAUGUUUUGGCUCUUCACUGCCAGUCUACUUCUCAGUAUUCCUGUGUUUCUAAUGCGAGUACUCUGCCCUCAAAUACCGUUGCUGUAUUCUUUGUUGCUCCGACAAUGUGGGCCGUUCCAAAUGGGUGAUUGGUUGAAGUGGGCAUUGGUUACUGUUGUUCAAUUUGGUAUUGGGAAACGUUUCUAUAUUGCAGCUGGCAGAGCACUUCGAAAUGGAUCAACAAACAUGGAUGUCUUGGUUGCAUUGGGUACCUCUGCCUCUUACUUCUACUCUGUUGGUGCACUUCUAUAUGGUGCAGUCACUGGAUUUUGGUCUCCAACAUACUUUGAAACAAGUGCGUUGCUAAUAACAUUUGUUCUAUUGGGAAAGUACUUGGAAACUCUUGCCAAAGGGAAGACAUCAGAUGCUAUAAAGAAGCUAGUGGAGCUUACGCCUGCAACAGCUUUAUUGCUUGUCCAAGACAAAGGUGGAAAAAAUAUUGGAGAAAAAGAGAUAGAUGCAUUGCUCAUUCAGCCUGGUGACAAUUUAAAAGUUCUUCCCGGUACAAAGGUUCCUGUAGAUGGUGUUGUUAUGUGGGGUUCAAGUUAUAUUAAUGAGAGUAUGGUUACUGGUGAAUCCACACCUGUCUCGAAGGAGGUGAAUUCAUCGGUUAUUGGAGGUACAAUGAAUUUGCAUGGUUCCCUUCACAUACAAGCAACCAAAGUUGGGUCUGACACAGUUUUGAGCCAGAUAAUUUCUCUGGUGGAAACAGCACAGAUGUCCAAAGCUCCUAUUCAGAAGUUUGCUGAUUUUGUUGCUAGCAUUUUUGUCCCUACAGUUGUUGCUUUGUCAGUGUUGACUUUAUUAGUGUGGUAUAUUGGUGGAGUUAUGGGAGCUUACCCAGAAGAAUGGCUACCAAAAAAUGGCAAUUUUUUUGUUUUUUCUCUCAUGUUUUCGAUAUCGGUUGUGGUGAUUGCAUGUCCGUGUGCACUUGGCUUGGCCACACCAACUGCUGUCAUGGUCGCAACAGGAGUUGGAGCUAAUAAUGGUGUGCUAAUAAAAGGAGGAGAUGCAUUGGAGAGGGCUCAGAUGAUUAAAUAUGUGGUAUUUGAUAAAACUGGCACCCUAACCCAGGGAAAAGCCACUGUUGCAGCUGCCAAAGUUUUCACAGGAAUGAAACUUGGAGAAUUCCUUACAUUGGUAGCUUCAGCAGAGGCUAGCAGUGAACACCCAUUGGCAAAAGCGAUAGUGGAAUAUGCCCGCCACUUCCAUUUCUUUGACAAGCCUUCAACUACCAAGGAUGCCCAAAACAACAUUGAAGAGUCCAAAUCCUCUGCAUGGCUUCUUGAUGUCUUGGAUUUCUCUGCUCUUCCUGGAAAAGGUGUUCAGUGCUUUAUUGAUGGAAAACAAGUUUUGGUUGGUAAUCGGAAACUAAUGACUGAAAAUGGGGUUGCCAUUCCAAAGUCUGCAGAAGAUUUUGUUGUAGAAUUGGAAGAAAGUGCAAAGACGGGUAUACUUGUUGCAUGUGAUAGUGCCCUAAUUGGUGUUUUGGGAGUAGCAGAUCAACUAAAAAGAGAAGCUGCUGUGGUUGUAGAAGGCCUUAUGAAAAUGGGUGUCAAACCUGUAAUGGUUACUGGGGAUAAUUGGAGGACAGCUCAAGCUGUUGCUAAGGAGGUCGGGAUUCAAGACAUAAGGGCAGAGGUGAUGCCAGCUGAAAAAGCUGAUGUCAUUCGUUCAUUUCAGAGUGAUGGAAGUGUAGUGGCAAUGGUGGGUGACGGAAUCAAUGACUCUCCUGCCUUAGCUGCUGCAGAUGUUGGCAUGGCAAUCGGAGCUGGAACAGACAUUGCUGUCGAGGCAGCCGACUACGUGUUGACGAGAAAUAACUUAGAAGAUGUAAUCACAGCCAUUGAUCUCUCAAGAAAGACCUUCACACGUAUCCGAUUGAAUUACGUGUUUGCGAUGGCUUACAACUUGAUUGCGGUUCCAAUCGCCGCUGGAGUUUUCUUUCCGUGGGUAAAAGUCGAAUUGCCGCCAUGGGCAGCCGGGGCAUGCAUGGCUCUCUCAUCUGUAAGUGUUGUCUGCUCUUCUUUGCUUCUAAGAAGAUACAGAAAACCAAGGCUCACUACUGUAUUAGAAAUAACUGUAGAGUAGAGAACAGGGGAAACAAAAAAAAAAAGAAAAGAAAAAGAAAAAAAAAAAACUAGGUAUUGGUUUCUACGGAGAGAGAAUUGAAAUGGAUAAAUUGGGAGUGAAAUGAUAAUUGGUAUCCCAAUUUUGUGCAUCUCAUUGUUAAUUUUUCUAGAGUUCACAUAUACUGGUGUUUUGAUAAUCCCCUUUCAAUGUAAAUUCCAUUUGUUGUAUCAUUUCCCUAUAUCUUUGUGUCUUUUGUUUUCCCCCCAAAUUUGUUUUUGUUCUUCUUGUAAUCGUAUUUAUGCUUUAUUUUUUUGUUUUUUGUUUUUGGUAAAGCAUAUUUUGCUUUGCUAGAAAAGCUAUUUUGGUUGUAACCAAAUUCAAUGCAAGGUGGGAGCUGAGUUGCUA
Molecule: messenger RNA, 3594 nt
Organism: Camellia sinensis
Lineage: Eukaryota; Viridiplantae; Streptophyta; Magnoliopsida; Ericales; Theaceae
Source: RefSeq, a predicted model, not a curated record